This is a messenger RNA of Apis laboriosa (Himalayan honeybee), 1146 nucleotides long. RefSeq names its product LETM1 domain-containing protein 1. Gene Ontology annotation, cellular component: mitochondrial inner membrane. Bases 45 to 1079 code for a protein of 344 amino acids. Gene Ontology annotation, molecular function: ribosome binding. The record is from RefSeq and is a predicted model, not a curated record. Gene Ontology annotation, biological process: intracellular monoatomic cation homeostasis. NCBI's taxonomy places the organism in Eukaryota, Metazoa, Arthropoda, Insecta, Hymenoptera, Apidae. The transcript has 3 exons.
UAAGAUGUAAUAUAAUUAUAAGUGAUAUAAAUAAAAUCAUAAUAAUGUAUAGAUUAAUACAUCAUCAAAAAUUUAUUUUUCAAAAUCAAAGGAUUUUACCUUUUACAUAUACUUAUAUGCGAUAUCAAAUACAACAAGAAAAAAAGAUAGAAAAACAUAGAAUAUCUAACAUCAAAGAAUAUUGGUUUAAUAAAUAUAUAAAUUAUAUUAAAAAUUAUGAUAAAAUAUUGGAAAAAAGAUUUCCAAAGACAAUGCAUGUAUAUCGUAUAUUUAGUAUCGGUACCAAAGAUUUUAUUCAAGAUACAAAAAAAUUUAUCCAAAUAAAGACAAAAAAUAUUGAUACUUUAACUGCUGAUGAGUUACAAUUAUCAUAUACAGUGCAUAAAGAUAUUGUAAAGUUAUUUCCUGUUUUAUUAAUAUCUGCUCUUCCUUUUACAAAUUACAUCAUCUUUCCUUUAGCAUAUUAUUUUCCAAGAUAUCUUUUAACUUCUCAUUAUUGGACAUUACAACAAAAACUUGAAUUUAUGCUAUUGGAUCAUAAAAAAAGAUUAAAACAUAACAGACCAUUAUUUAGAUGCAUGCAAGCAGAGCUUCAUAAUAUUAAAGAUCACAAAUUGAAAUUAAAAUGGAGUGGUAUUAUUGCAUGUCUUGGCAGUGGUACACAUCCUAAUGUGAAAGAUAUUAUUGCCUGUUCUGAAUUAUUUGCAAAUGAACCAUUUUCAUUAAAUAGUCUUAAAAGGAAACAUAUAAAAGAAUUACUUAGUAUUCAUGAUAUAUCUUCUUGGAAACUUUUUAAAAGAAGGAAAUUAAAAGAACGGAGUAUGUUAAUAAAACGAAUGGAUCAAGCUCUACAAAGAGAAGGUGGAACUACAACAAUGUCAAAUGAUGCAAUACGCUGGGCACUUUCAUUUAGGGGUGUAAAUCCUGCAAAUAUGUCUUUAGAGAGUAUGAGAAAUUGGCUUGAACAAUGGUUUAUAAUAUCAAAUACAGUUAAUGAAAACACACUUUCAUUGUUAUUACAUUGUCCAAUAUUGUUGGCAUACAAUCAUCCUACUAACUGGAUUCUUGUGUAUAGUUAAAACUGCUAUUAAAUUUGUUUUUUAUUAUAAAAAGAUAUAUAAAAAUUGUAACAAUACAAAGCUUAAA